Gorilla gorilla gorilla (western lowland gorilla) is the source of this 4263-nucleotide messenger RNA. It is a transcript of the gene S1PR3, whose product is annotated as sphingosine-1-phosphate receptor 3. Bases 452 to 1588 code for a protein of 378 amino acids. Gene Ontology annotation, cellular component: membrane. Gene Ontology annotation, molecular function: sphingosine-1-phosphate receptor activity. The record is from RefSeq and is a predicted model, not a curated record. Gene Ontology annotation, biological process: G protein-coupled receptor signaling pathway. NCBI's taxonomy places the organism in Eukaryota, Metazoa, Chordata, Mammalia, Primates, Hominidae. The transcript is spliced from 3 exons.
UGGGAGAGGGUUGUGGUCGUUAGCCUGGGAAAAUCAUUCUUUUAAACAAUAUUCGCCGGAAAAUUAGUUUUUUCCUAACAUUUCUCAAACAGGGCAAUUAGGGCCGUCAGAAUCGGUGCUGAAAGACGAAGUCCCCACAGUGCAAUAAUGAGGUUCCCACGGAAAAUCAUUUGUUUAUUUUUCAACUUGACAUGGGUAGAGAAAGCGAAUCGCUAGUAUAGAAAGCACAUCUGGAAUCCAUCCGGCCUCCUCUCUCUGGCUCACCCUCCUCCCAGCAAUGUUUCUCCUUGGAAGUUGGGGGAAGGAGCCCUUUUUCAGCGCCCUCGCUGGAGUCUGGCCUGCACGCCUUGCUGAAUGAAGCCGGAACCUCAGCCCCGCUUCCCUUUGAAAUGAAUGUUCCUGGGGCGCCCUCUCGUGGAUUUUGGAGCUAAUCGUCUGUGAAUGCCAAGUGAUGGCAACUGCCCUCCCGCCGCGUCUCCAGCCUGUGCGGGGGAACGAGACCCUGCGGGAGCAUUACCAGUACGUGGGGAAGCUGGCGGGCAGGCUGAAGGAGGCCUCCGAGGGCAGCACGCUCACCACCGUGCUCUUCUUGGUCAUCUGCAGCUUCAUCGUCUUGGAGAACCUGAUGGUUUUGAUUGCCAUCUGGAAAAACAAUAAAUUUCACAACCGCAUGUACUUUUUCAUUGGCAACCUGGCUCUCUGCGACCUGCUGGCUGGCAUCGCUUACAAGGUCAACAUUCUGAUGUCUGGCAAGAAGACGUUCAGCCUGUCUCCCACGGUCUGGUUCCUCAGGGAGGGCAGUAUGUUCGUGGCCCUCGGGGCGUCCACCUGCAGCUUACUGGCCAUCGCCAUCGAGCGGCACUUGACAAUGAUCAAAAUGAGGCCUUACGACGCCAACAAGAGGCACCGCGUCUUCCUCCUGAUCGGGAUGUGCUGGCUCAUUGCCUUCACGCUGGGCGCCCUGCCCAUUCUGGGCUGGAACUGCCUGCACAAUCUCCCUGACUGCUCUACCAUCCUGCCCCUCUACUCCAAGAAGUACAUCGCCUUCUGCAUCAGCAUCUUCACGGCCAUCCUGGUGACCAUCGUGAUCCUCUACGCACGCAUCUACUUCCUGGUGAAGUCCAGCAGCCGUAAGGUGGCCAACCACAACAACUCGGAGCGGUCCAUGGCACUGCUGCGGACCGUGGUGAUUGUGGUGAGCGUGUUCAUCGCCUGCUGGUCCCCACUCUUCAUCCUCUUCCUCAUUGAUGUGGCCUGCAGGGUGCAGGCGUGCCCCGUCCUCUUCAAGGCUCAGUGGUUCAUCGUGUUGGCUGUGCUCAACUCGGCCAUGAACCCGGUCAUCUACACGCUGGCCAGCAAGGAGAUGCGGCGGGCCUUCUUCCGUCUGGUCUGCAACUGCCUGGUCAGGGGACGGGGGGCCCGUGCCUCACCCAUCCAGCCUGCGCUCGACCCAAGCAGAAGUAAAUCAAGCAGCAGCAACAAUAGCAGCCACUCUCCGAAGUUCAAGGAAGACUUGCCCCACACAGCCCCCUCAUCCUGCAUCAUGGACAAGAACGCAGCACUUCAGAAUGGGAUCUUCUGCAACUGAUCGUCUCCAUGCGCCCUGCUCUGCGGCUGUGUUCUUAUUUAUUGCAUGCGUCGCUUCCACAGGGGCCCCUCGAGAGCUGUGACUCGGGAGAGCUACCUUACUUUGACCAACAGCCUGCCCAGUAUGGAUGUCUCUUACAGAGGGGGCCCAAGGAAUCACCACCCCGUUUCAGUGUAAACAAUGUGCCUUGUCCACUUUGGGCUCCAGAGUCUUUCAGAUGUACUAAGCUGCUGACAUCAUCCACCGCCUUCUGCUGCAUCCUAGACACCCUCCCUGUUGUUCACAGAGAGGGAAGGUCGUGGGCCACACAAUGCUGUGUGAUUCUCCAUGUGCCUCUGACUGGUGUUUUGAUGAUUUUACACUACAUUUCCUGUGCGUAGAAUGGAUGCUUGUAUAUUCGUACAUCUCUAUGUUACACAGAAUUUGUGUUGCAGGUGUUUGCCAUGUGGUACCUACAUAGAAUCUCCAUACAACACACAGUUAGGUAACAGGUUAUACAAGUGGGUUCAGACUGAACCCCCAGUACAAGGACAUUGUUUUGAACUAGGUGGACAUGCCAUCCCUGGUCUCCUUAGACUGACAUGAAUCUCAUGUUAACCAAGUUUUUAAAGUUCAAAUUCCCCAAAAAGGCUUGUCCAAGGUUGGUCCCAGAUGUGUGGGUCUGACCCACACCAGCCCUGUGUCCUGUCCUUUCAGUCAUUUGUCCCUGCGUAAUUUUAAUCAUAUUCCAAAGCCAAUUAUGUGAUGGUUUUCAGGUUUCUGCAAAUCACAGAAGAGCCAGCCAAGAUCACCCAAGAGCUUGUGCCCCCAGAUGGGCCAAAGAAAGAGCCUAUGAAGGAGAAGCAGAAGCGGACGGCUGGCCUGGCUCACCUUCCCACGCCAGUGGGGCAGGGGUCUGCUUCAGGAAACGGAAGGUGUCCAGGAAAUGAGCAGAGAUUCACAAGACAGCACUUUGAUUCUAUGUUGAGUUUGUUUCUAUAUUAGAAAAGCAGCAAGUCAGUAAUCCCCCGUGGCAUCACAGCUAAGUAGCUGUGGCCACCGGCAGUUUCACAGCGUCCUGAAAGCUGGCACUGAUCGUGACUAUCAGUGAAAGAAGUUUAAUUUUCAGGUUAGAAAAUGUGAUCUGGCAGUUUAUGCAUUCUUCAGAGUAAUGUAAUAAUACCUAUGUGAUGCUGUAAUUUUACUUUUCAACAUAAGUUGAACCCGUAGCAGUCUGUUUACCUUGUAAAGGGAUUACUUAGAAGACAUUUUUGUACAUGCUCUUCCCCAAGGAUUGUACAUGUUAUACAAGUAGAUGGAAAGAAAAGUGAACACGUUUGUAGAACUUUCAUAAGCACACAGUUGCUGUGUUGAGUUCUCUUUAAAAACAAGGACAAAACCAACCAGCAUUCAAAGGAACCUCCCAUCAGAGUCCCCUAAAGUAUUUUAGGUUCAGUGAGCAUUUGCCUGAAUAAAACCUAAAAGAGUAGUCUUAACACAUUACUAACUUUUUCUAAGAGAAAUUGAUUCCUGUUUUGUCAUCUGAUGCAAUUUGCAAGAGCAAAAGAGACAUUUUCAUAGGUUCAGGGUAACUCACCUCCAUGGGCUGACCAAAGACUUUUCUAAUUUUUGUUACUGAUGAGAUGAAACCUAUUUGUAAGGAGAUCUUCCCCAGGAGCAUUUCUGUUGCCUUCUUGACAUCAAUGAAAAGUAGCAUAUUCUCUUAUGAAAUAGCAUGAGAAAACCCAGGGCAUUUCUAGGACAGUAAAACGUUAAAGUACUGGAUUAAGAAAACAACAACAGGCUGGGCGCAGUGGCUCACACCUGUAAUCCUAGCACUUCGGGAGGCUGAGGCAGGUGGAUCACCUGAGGUCAGGAGUUUGUGACCAGCCUGGCCAACAUGGUGAAAUCCUGUCUCUACUAAAAAUACAAAAAUUAGCUGGAUGCGAUAGCACGUGCCUGUAGUCCCAGCUACUCGGGAGGCUGAGGCUGGAGAAUUGCUCAAACCCAGGAAGCGGAGAUUGCAGUGAGCCGAGAUCGCACCACUGCACUCCAGCCUGGGUGACAGAGCGACCCUCUGUCUCAAAAAAUAAUAAUAAUAAUAAAUAAAACAACAACAAAAUGCAUCAGAGAGCCAAAACAUUCAGUACUGCAUUUUCACAUAGGUGAUGAAAUGACUUUGGAACUUUAUCUGUGUUAUAGUUAUGAGUUGCUUUGGGAGCCUUGGAGCUCUCUGUAGCUAUUGUUCAUAACACUUUGCUCCAUAACCCUGAUGUCCCCAGUAUCUAAGUAUCUCAGCCUUCAUCCAUUAACUCUACUAGGGAGCCCACAGCCACCAUUUCCACUAGGAGGUAUCAGUAUUUGUGGUAUGACAUAAGGCUCCCUUGAAAUAACAAGACUUUUGAGCAAUCUGAAUUAAAAAUACAUCAAAAAAGUAAUAGCGCUCAUUUGCUAAAUGCAAAAAAUAAUCACCUUUGAUACCAAUGUGCACCAAUAUGCCUAACUAGCUAGCCAGCUGGAGAUAAUUUAGCAGCGAAUGUUUCAAAGCGCUAACCCUGAAGUUUGGAAACAGGUGGUCUUCUAUGCUGCAGAGAAAUUAUGCAUUAGGUCUCUUUUUCAAUUAGAAACCUUUACUAUUUCCAAUGUAUGUUUGUUAAAAAAAAAAUAAUAAAACCAAAAGCCUUUGUGGAAACCCA